Leishmania major strain Friedlin is the source of this 1455-nucleotide messenger RNA. Its product is annotated as histone h1-like protein. The coding region runs from base 1 to 1455 and encodes 484 amino acids. The record is from RefSeq and is a predicted model, not a curated record. The transcript has a single exon. NCBI's taxonomy places the organism in Eukaryota, Euglenozoa, Kinetoplastea, Trypanosomatida, Trypanosomatidae.
AUGCUCCGAGCCGCCUUGCGUCCGUCCUGCGUGCUGCACGCCGCGCUCCUCUCCUCGUCGUCCUCCGCAGCUGUUCACAAUGCCGCAGCGAGUGAGGCGUCCAUGGCCAGCAACGCCAUCUCUUCAGCAGCGGCGUUGCUAUGGAUGCAGAAUUCCCAGUCACACGACGGUGCCGCUGCGACCAUGCACACGCAGCAGACCGAUGCGACAGGAGCAGCAGAAGUGCAAGAUCAUGGAAACGCAUUGGUCGUACUUGAAGAGGACAACACCAGUGGCAGCAACGGCUACGUGGACUACUUCAUGGGCGGCUUCGGCCCUCGGCAUCUGGCAGAGGUGACAGUGGUGCCGGAGAGUGCAGGUGCGAGGGCUCACCGAUCACUUGACCACGCGAACAAGGCAGAUGCGGCUGCAGCAGCGGUGGAAGCGUCAUUCUCCUCGGAGACGGCGACGGCAGCCGCCGCCGCUUCGCCCGCACGGCGCGCCGAAGGCGACAAUGGCGCUGUGGCGAGGCGGCCGGUGAUCACGAAGGCCCGUCGAAUCCGUCUUGCAUCUGCCGCUUCGCAAGCAGCCGAGGUACUUCAGUCCGUGGGCAGUCCUGCCACGGCUCUCCUGCUCAGCCAGCGAGUGCAGCAGCUGCAGGCCGAAGAAGCGCUCCUGAACGCGUCGCUGCAACGGCUCAAGGCAGAGCGCGACUUGGCAACAGUGCAGCACACGUGUGGCGAGGAACUCGACAACUACCGCCGUGGUGUGCAGCAACGCGAGCAGCAGGUAGUGCGUGCUGCCAUAACCGCUGGCACACGCUCUCAAGAUCCUCUCGUCAGCUACUCCCAGGAGAGCGGGGGCAGCGCCGGAGGAGACACGCUGCAGACGGUGGUGGAAGCCGACCUGCUGGGGAUGCCCGCCACCGCCGAUGCGGAGGCGGCCACAGCUGCGGCGAAGAAGGCGGUGCAGAAGAGUGGCAGAGCCUCGCAUGUCGCUGCCACGGUGAUUUCGGCGAAGAAACAGCUGCGCUACAGCGCCGCUGCGGCGGGCGGGCACAAGGCUAACGCUUCACCAAAGGCACUCUCACGGCAACCAGCUACGCCAGCAGCCUCCAAGAGCAAGAGGCCCUCGCUAGCGAAGCAGACGGCCGUGAAGGCGCGUGCUGGGAAGCAGCUUGCUGCAGUGUGCAAGCGCGCAGCCAAAGACAAGCCAAAGGCACCGUUGCGCAUGAAGGCGAAGACGCCAGCGCCCGCGGCGGCAACAGCCAAGGCUGCCGCUCAACGACAGAAGGCGAAGGUUAAAGCCGCCGCCACGAAGCCUCCCCGGAAGCUGACCAAGAAGCCGACCAAGCCGCGAGCAACCACGAAAGCGAAGUCAGUGCGAGCACAGCCCGCCGCGAAGGCAGCACCGUCGACCCGCAAAACAGCUGCCAAGAAGCGGCCGAGGUAUGAGAAGCGCCCGACGCGGAGAUGA